GCCGCAGCGCGGGGGCGGGGCCGCGGCGCGCAGGCGUCCUAGCGGCGGGUCCCUGCGGCUCGGGAUGGAGGUGUCUUGCCAUCCCUCUGAAGAACAGAAGGCACGUUAUAAAACCAGACAGUUCCCCUUGCAUUCUAUGAGCAAAAUGGAUAUCUCAAACCCCCCAACUUCCAAAUGUAUCACUUACUGGAAAAGAAAAGUUAAAUCUGAAUACAUGCGACUCCGACAACUGAAGCGGCUUCAGGCAAAUAUGGGCGCAAAGGCUCUAUAUGUAGCAAAUUUUGCAAAGGUUCAAGAAAAAACCCAGAUCCUCAAUGAAGAAUGGAAGAAGCUUCGUGUCCAACCUGUGCAGUUGAUGAAGCCUUGUACCAUAGAGAGCAUUUUCCCAGGAUUUGCAAGCCAACAUAUGUUAAUGAGGUCUCUGAACACAGUUGCCUUGGUUCCCAUCAUGUAUUCCUGGUCCCCUCUCCAGCAGAACUUUAUGGUAGAAGAUGAGACAGUUUUGUGCAAUAUUCCCUACAUGGGAGAUGAGGUGAAAGAAGAAGAUGAGACUUUCAUUGAGGAGCUCAUCAAUAACUAUGAUGGGAAAGUCCACGGUGAAGAAGAGAUGAUCCCUGGAUCUGUUCUGAUUAGUGAUGCUGUUUUCCUGGAGUUGGUAGAUGCUCUGAAUCAAUACUCAGAUGAAGAGGAGGAAGGGCACAAUGACACCUCAGAUGGGAAGCAAGAUGACAGCAAAGAAGAUCUGCCAGUGACAAGAAAGAGAAAACGACACGCUCUUGAAGGCAACAAAAAGAGUUCCAAGAAACAGUUCCCAAACGACAUGAUCUUCAGUGCAAUUGCCUCGAUGUUCCCUGAGAACGGUGUCCCGGAUGACAUGAAGGAGAGGUACCGGGAGCUGACGGAGAUGUCAGACCCCAAUGCGCUUCCCCCUCAGUGCACACCCAACAUCGACGGCCCCAACGCCAAGUCUGUGCAGCGGGAGCAGUCUCUGCACUCCUUCCACACACUUUUUUGCCGGCGCUGCUUCAAAUACGAUUGCUUCCUUCACCCUUUUCACGCCACCCCUAAUGUAUAUAAACGCAAGAACAAAGAGAUCAAGAUUGAACCAGAACCAUGUGGCACAGACUGCUUCCUUUUGCUGGAAGGAGCGAAGGAGUACGCCAUGCUCCACAACCCUCGCUCUAAGUGUUCCGGGCGUCGCCGGCGAAGGCACCACAUGGUCAGUGCUUCCUGCUCCAACACUUCAGCCUCUGCUGUGGCUGAGACUAAAGAAGGGGACAGUGACAGGGAUACAGGCAAUGACUGGGCCUCCAGUUCUUCAGAGGCCAACUCUCGCUGCCAGACCCCCACAAAGCAGAAGGCUAGUCCGGCCCCCCCUCAGCUCUGUGUAGUGGAAGCACCCUCGGAGCCUGUGGAAUGGACUGGGGCUGAGGAAUCUCUCUUUCGAGUGUUUCAUGGCACCUACUUCAACAACUUCUGUUCCAUAGCCAGACUUCUGGGGACUAAGACAUGCAAGCAGGUCUUUCAGUUUGCAGUCAAAGAAUCACUUAUCCUGAAGCUGCCAACAGAUGAGCUCAUGAACCCGUCGCAGAAGAAGAAAAGAAAGCACAGGUUGUGGGCUGCACACUGCAGGAAAAUUCAGCUGAAGAAAGAUAACUCUUCCACUCAAGUGUAUAACUACCAGCCCUGCGACCAUCCAGACCGCCCCUGUGACAGCACCUGCCCCUGCAUCAUGACGCAGAAUUUCUGUGAGAAGUUCUGCCAGUGCAACCCGGACUGUAAGUUUCCACUGUUUUCCCCUGUGGUCCUCCCGAAACAGCCAGCCACCGGGCACCCCAGGUUUCCCUCCCCGCCCAUGCCCCUUGCUGCCCCUGGGCCUUCUGAUGUCCUCUUUGCCGUGCACCUGCUGCUGGCCCCCUCAGAUGUGGCCGGAUGGGGCACCUUCAUUAAGGAGUCUGUGCAAAAGAACGAAUUCAUUUCUGAAUACUGUGGUGAGCUUAUCUCUCAAGACGAGGCUGAUCGACGGGGGAAGGUCUAUGACAAAUACAUGUCCAGCUUCCUCUUCAACCUCAACAAUGAUUUUGUAGUAGAUGCUACCCGGAAAGGAAACAAAAUUCGAUUUGCAAACCAUUCAGUGAACCCCAACUGUUAUGCCAAAGUGGUCAUGGUGAACGGGGAUCAUCGCAUUGGAAUCUUUGCUAAAAGGGCAAUUCAAGCUGGUGAAGAGCUCUUCUUUGAUUACAGGUACAGCCAAGCUGAUGCCCUCAAGUACGUGGGGAUCGAGCGGGAGACUGAUGUCCUUUAGCCCUCCUGGGCCCCACGCGAGCGCUUAUGGUAGCAGCAUUGUCUUUGCUCUCAUGCACACAGCACCGCUGCUCGACUUUCCUGCACUACGUGUCUCCCACACCGAGAAACCCCCCACCCACUCCCUGCGCAGCGAGGCCUCCGCUGUGUCCAGUGGGGACAGACUGUCUCAGUGAGAGAGGAGACAGAGGCAGCUAGGGCUGGGCUCCCCAGGAGAGAGCUGUGGAAGCGGGAGACCGCGUCUCAGGCCUUGGAGGAAGAGAGCACAGGCUGGGGGUGGGUGGCUCAGCGUGGUUUCUUGUCUGCUCCGUAGGUCUUGGGCCUCAGCAGUCCACCUGGGCAGUUCCUAACAAGCAUUGGCCUGUAAUUCUAACUUUCCAAGUCAAGGGUCCUUGUCUAAUUGGGUCGCCAGCCUAUGUCUCUGUGGUAGGUCGUAGGACCAGAGAGGAUGGGCUAAGUGAAGUUUGGUACCUGGAGCUCACGAGUGGCCUGGGUUAAAGGCAAGCCUGGCGGGGGGCACAGACUGAAUUCAGAGGGGAGACGGGUCACCUUACUACCUCUUCCCUCCUGGCGGGGUUCACAUUGAAGGAGUGUGGGUUCUGACUAUAGAAAUUCAAUGCUGGCAGAAGGAAAGCUAAGUGCCGUUCUUCCACGGACAGAGAGCGAGAGCCAUCCUGAUGACAGCAGUUCAGCUGCUAAGCUUGGGGCCCAACAGGCUUUCAGAAACCUUCUCUGUACUCUGGAGAUGGAUGGAUAAGUUUUCAGAUUCCUGAAAGCAGGUGCCAGCGCCCUGUCAGCUCCUUCCAAAGCUCGGGCUUGGCGACCGCAGGCAGGCAUCGUGCUGCUAUUGAAGACGCACAGGAGGUAUGCCGGGCCAGGCCGGGCGUGCGCGCUCUGGUCCUGGGUAUGGAGGCCGUCUUCAGGCCUUGCAUUCCCUUUAGAGGCCAAGCCCGUGGGGCCUCUGUUGCUUAUCUCUUCCGGGUAGAUGGGCGAAAGCCUGGACUAGAGAGGGGGAAGGUUGUCAAGGUGAUUUACUUUCCUGUCUGUAGCACCUGCUGUUGGAGAGGGUGAGUUGACAGCAUGUGUUUGGAGAUGGGUGAGGGGCUCCCAAGUUGCACGUGUUCAGGAUGGCACCACGCUUGCAAGUGCACACUGGCAGAGGGUAGUUGAAGUGUUGAGAAGAAGCAGGCCAGCCUCCUGUGCCACUGCAUGGUGCCGUUCUCUCUGGGAUUCUUGAAGAACAAAGCACUUUAUUUCUUUGAGAAGGUCUGUAGCUGAGGUGGAGUUUGAACUAAAGUCUCUGGGAUCCCUGCCCAAAUCCCAUUCCUAAGGGAAAGGGAAGGAGAGGGGGUUGGAAGAUUCCCCUCCAGUUCUGUCUCAGCUCCUGGUGGAGGCAGGAGGAGCUUCCUUGACACACAGGAAGUGAAUGAGGAUGGGGCCAGCUCUAGGAGCCAGCCCUGUGUCUGUGGCUGGCGUGCUGAGCUGACAGGGAAUAAGGAGCAUUGUGCUGGGUAAAAAGGACGUGGCAGUGACAGGCUGGCCUAGGGAAUAUCAGCAUAGGGAGCAGGCUUCUCUUUUCUCUAGGGAAUCCAAGCCUUUCUUCCUCAGUCUGUACUGACCACUCCCUUCCUCCAUCCCUACUGGCUGUCCCACGAAGCAAGGAGUGGGGUUCCCUCUGGCCAAACUGUCGCCUGGGGAUUUGGGUGGGACGUGCACACACACACACUCACAUCUCCACGCGCCACACUUGUGAGCACUCAUGCACUCAGCACUGAGCACACACCCAGCCAGCUCCUGACGGAAGCCUCUUCCCACCUGACCGGCCAGCCCCGCCACCAUUCCGAAAUCUGCAUCUGCUGUGGUUUGUAUCCGUUGUGUACCGGGGAUGCCCUCUAGCCCGAUUGGGCUCUGAAGUACUCGUAAAUUAUAGGGGAAAACCAGAGACAAAUGAAGAAGCAGGAGUUAGGUCUGUCUGAAGGUGGGGCUGGCUGUGAGGAAAUCAUGGGGAAAAAAUUACAUCCAGCCACUGAGAGGCUAGAUUGACCCCACUCUUCCCUCAGCAUGCGGAACCCUGUCCUUCCCAGUUUCAGACCACUGAUACUCCUGUUCUGCCAGCAUUCCUAUUUUCCCUGCUGUCCCCCACGUAUAAUGACGGGUCUCAACCCCUCCCCCCAGACAUGGUUGAUGGAUGGAGCAAGGUGGUGGGGACUUGGGGUGGGGGAGGCUGGUAUAUGUGCGGCUUUAUCGCCAGUGAAUUUCACGCACUUUAAAGUCCUGUGGCUUGUGACCUCUUAUCUGAAUAAAGUGAUAGAGUCCA
Panthera uncia (snow leopard) is the source of this 4621-nucleotide messenger RNA. RefSeq names its product enhancer of zeste 1 polycomb repressive complex 2 subunit (gene EZH1). Gene Ontology annotation, molecular function: histone H3K27 methyltransferase activity; protein binding. The transcript is spliced from 20 exons. Bases 65 to 2305 code for a protein of 746 amino acids. Lineage: Eukaryota; Metazoa; Chordata; Mammalia; Carnivora; Felidae. Gene Ontology annotation, biological process: chromatin remodeling. The record is from RefSeq and is a predicted model, not a curated record.